Molecule: messenger RNA, 1068 nt
Organism: Mobula hypostoma (lesser devil ray)
Lineage: Eukaryota; Metazoa; Chordata; Chondrichthyes; Myliobatiformes; Myliobatidae
Product: cathepsin F-like
Exons: 12
Coding region: 46-1068 (340 amino acids)
Cellular component (GO): lysosome
Molecular function (GO): cysteine-type endopeptidase activity
Source: RefSeq, a predicted model, not a curated record
AGUGUGGUCCUGCUCUGUUGUUCGGUAUCGGGUGCGGAUAUCGCAAUGUUCCGGCUUCUCGUUGCCUGCCUGGUGGCGACCCAGCUCGUCCCGUCAUGGUGCUCCUCCCCGGCGGAUCUGCCAGAAGAUGAGGAGGACGAGGCGAUGUUCCAAACGCGGUCUGAUUUCGAGGAGUUCAAAGUGGCUUACAAAAGGAGUUAUGACGGAGAGGAAGAAGAGAAUCGCCGUUUCCAGAUCUUUGUGGAGAACAUGAAGAAGGCUCAGAUGUUUGAGAAGGACGAAACAGGAACGGCCGAGCAUGGAAUCACCGAAUUCAGUGACAUGACAGAUGAAGAAUUCAAUCAGUUCUACCUCAACCCGGUAAUGAUGAACGACUCAUCCUGGAUGGAGGAGAUGGCGAAGAUACCCAUGGCCGAACCCCUGCCAGAAUGUCGGAUAACACGCCAAUGGGACUGGCGUAGCAAAGGAGCUGUAACUGUGGUCAGAAAUCAGAGGAGGUGCUCUGCGUCCUGGGCUUUUGCGUGUGUCGCCAAUGUCGAGUCGCUGUGGUACCUGAAGACGAAAAGACUGACUGUCCUCUCGGAGCAAGAGCUUCUGGACUGUGACAGGUACGACGGGGCUUGUACCCCCCUCAGCGGGUUCUACGGUAUAGUACGUCUGGGGGGGUUGAUGUCUCAAAGGCGAUACCCCUACAAGGCCAGGAAGUGUACGUGCAGGCAGGUACGCCAGAGACGUGUCGCCAUCGUAAAGACCUUCCGAAGCAUCACCCCUUAUGAGCAAGAAAUGCAGAGGUGGGUGUACCGAAGGGGACCCAUCGUCGUCUCAAUGAACGGCAUCCUGCUGAAAACCUACAGGAGGGGAAUACUGCGGCCUAGCUCAUUCAGGUGCCCUUCGAACAAUUUCAACACCGUCGUGUGCAUUGUGGGAUACGGCUACCAAAGGAGGAUGCCGUACUGGAUCGUGAAGAAUAGCUGGGGACAGACAUGGGGAGAGGGGGUAAGAUUUUCACUCCACCUUGGGGAGAAGUGCUGUGGAGUGAAUCGCUUCCCAAUGACUGCAGUUCUUUAA